This is a messenger RNA of Recurvomyces mirabilis, 450 nucleotides long. RefSeq lists its product as uncharacterized. The coding region runs from base 1 to 450 and encodes 149 amino acids. Lineage: Eukaryota; Fungi; Ascomycota; Dothideomycetes; Mycosphaerellales; Teratosphaeriaceae. The transcript has 2 exons. The record is from RefSeq and is a predicted model, not a curated record.
AUGGAGAAGCCUAUCUGGAAACAAGACUCUAGUGUAGGCUCUGAGAACGACCCGGCCGGGAUCGAACUAUCUCGCAAACAAUCUGAGCCUUUGCCCAAUACCGACGACGCCUUAAAAGGUGCCGAAAGGACGCCCACGAACUCUUCGAUAACCGAAACGCCGAACAUCGAUGCUGCGACGCCUAGAGCAGACUCGACAGCACAAACCACCGAGCAAAGUGGAACUUCAUCGACCGACUUCCUUGACGCCUUAGAGCAGCUGUAUGAAAGGCGCCGGGAGUCACACAGAGCCCUAGACCUUGGAGACAAGUUGCCAGGAUCAACGCAGGAAUCGAAUCACUAUUCCGACUCGCCGGGACAGUACUCUCAAGACUCAUCCCAGGACUCGGCCCUUCCCUACACCGCCGCCUCCGUAUGCGACCGACGAGCGCCAGGCUGGGCUUGUCGAUGA